Nicotiana tabacum (common tobacco) is the source of this 630-nucleotide messenger RNA. NCBI's taxonomy places the organism in Eukaryota, Viridiplantae, Streptophyta, Magnoliopsida, Solanales, Solanaceae. The record is from RefSeq and is a predicted model, not a curated record.
AUGGCUGAGCAGGUGGUGCAGCAACUGGUGCCGGAACCAUGGAACGAGAACUCUGUUGCUGUGCGAGCCCGCAAAAGCGAAGGAGGAACCGCAGAUGCGGCCAAGAAGGAGAUGGGCAGGAACCGCAAGUGCGAAGAUUUUCCCGCACCUGCGAGAGUCGCAAAUGCGGGCAGCUGGGCACAGGUGCGAAGGGGAGUCGCAGGUGCGAUGCAUUUCCGCACCUGCGAUAGUCGCAAGUGCGACAGAGAGUCCGCAGGUGCGAGCAAAUUGGAGCAGAAGCGUGAAAAUGGAGGAGUUCCAGGGGUCGCAGAUGUCUACAGCUUCGGUGUCUUACUACUUGAGAUGCUUACUGGAAAGCAGCCAAUGCAAUCACCGGGGCGCGAUGACAUGGUUGACCUUCCUAGGUGGGUCCAGUCAGUUCUUAAGGAGGAAUGGACAUCAGAGGUUUUUGACGUCGAUUUGAUGAGAUUUCAAAACAUUGAAGAGGAGAUGGUACAGAUGCUGCAAAUUGCUAUGGCAUGUGUUGCAAAGGUCGUGGACAUGCAACCCAACAUGGAGGAAGUUGUUAAAAUGAUUGAAGAGGUCAGACAAUCUGACUCUGAAAAUAGGCAAUCUUCAGAAAGAGAAUAG